Spirodela intermedia is the source of this 812-nucleotide messenger RNA. NCBI's taxonomy places the organism in Eukaryota, Viridiplantae, Streptophyta, Magnoliopsida, Alismatales, Araceae. The record is from the annotation of a GenBank genome assembly.
AUGGGCAGCUUCGUGAAGCACAUGGUUAUGUGCCACGCCUAUUCCAGGCAACCCUCCCACCGGCAGUUCCAUCCUCGUAGCGAGACAGCCACAUGCUCUUCCUCUACCGAAGGUCCAGCGGGGGCGUCUCGCAGGUGGGUCCUCGCCUCCUCAUGCUUCGCCGCAUCCGCGCUGCUGCCGGCCGUAGCCCAAAGACCCCCCUUGGCGGUUGCGGAGAGUUGGGGCGCCCGGUCCUACGUAAGGGAGAAGUAUUUCCAGCCGGAGAUAUCGCCGGAGGACUCGGUGGCGCGCAUCCGGCAAACCGCCGAGGGGUUGAGAGAGAUGAAGCACAUGCUAGAUACCAUGUCGUGGAGGUACGUCCUCUUCUACAUCCGGUUCAAGAUGGCCUACCUCUCCUCCGAUCUCAAGAAUGCCAUGGCCACGCUGCCGGAGGGCCGCCGGAAGCCCUACGUCACGGCGGCCAACGAGCUGGUCGACAACAUGGCCGAGGUAUGAAUACCUAAGAUCGCCCAUUCCAGUCUGACUGCCAAAUUUACUGACGUUGGUUUCGGUGGAAAAUUCUCCGUUCAGUUUUUCUAAUUUACAUUUCCAUAUUUAUUUACGCACAUUUAGGAUCAAAUCGUCAUUCUCUAUAAUACAGAUCUUGAUAUAUUUGAAUGUACUUUGUUGAUCAUCGAUUAAUCGUAGCUUCCGAACUUUCAUCCUAUGGUCAGCUGGAUCGGUACGUCCGUACCCCCAAGGUCUACGAGUCGUACGUCUACUAUGAGAAGACACUCAAGUCCCUGGACGAUAUCAUGGCGCAGCUUGCCUGA